AUGCCAGCUUUUUCUUCACUCUCUAAGUGUGUCCCUGUUUUGGCAGCAUUGGCCCGGCAGGCAUACCGCUCCCUCCAUUUCUACGAUGCGGACACGAUAAGCACCACCGUACUUUCCCUUGGAGAGUUGCGCAUACCUCCACGCGACGUCCAUGCAUUUGUGUUAUCAUUUCUAACAGCGCUCCCGAACUUUCAUCGGGGGAAACAUGUUGCCCACCUUCUUAAGGGACUAUCAGGGUUAAAUGUGCGUCACCCCGUUCUAACUGCACAUCUUCUGAAAAUCUUUCUCCGCUGUUACCGCGGUGGUGCAGUCCGUGGGCGAGGGAAGGAGAUUGUUGAAGGUGAGGCCCAAGUUAUUUGUCUCCCGUCGGACCACAGGGACUCAUUCUUCGCCUCCUUUGUGUCUAUUCUACAGACAUUGUAUAUGUAUGGGUACUCAGUGCAGCUUAUACGAGGAUUAUUUUUGUCCAUCGAGAAAUUUCUGCAAGAGGGUUGCGACCUGUCCCCUCCUUGCGGCAUUAGAGGCACAUAUCGUCAAGACAACAGUUGCUUUAAUUCCGGAAGCGGCGCUAACGCUGACGGACUGGUUGUGGAUAGGUUUGGGUGCAUGGAAGGUGGAGGAGAUCCCGUUUUUUUCGUUCUGCUACUUUUUUUAAAGUUCUUCUGUCCUGCACUUGGUGGAGCAGUCCAUUUAGAACGUGUGGAUGCAUACCUUGAGCCGCUUGUGGAUCGGCUGCAUCACCACCUUGCUGUGAGUUUGCUAAUUUCCCUGAAUCAGCAGCCGUCGCGUUGGGAAUCUCUGCAGCACGGCACGGUAAUGAGCAGGUGCCAGAGGCGCCUUAUAUAUCGUUUAGUGCAAUGCUUUCGCUCGUGCAGUACUCCCUUUGUGAAGUUGAGUAUUGACCAAAUCAUCACACUACUGCGGUAUGCGCAUCAUCUUCGCGGGGAUCACACGGGCAAGCAGGGAGCUGAAGGAGAACUUUUGUAUGCUAUGAACCGAUUGAGGACUCAUUUGGAAGGGGCGUCCUUGUCUUUAAACCAAAUCAGGACUGUCGCUGAGGGUGGGUUGAUGUUGUGGGGUGACAUGGCUGAGGGGGAUUCAUUUACUAAAAUACACGCGACAGCAAUACGAACUAAGAUUUCCCUAGUUGCCGUAUUUCACAUGUUGCAAAAGAGUGAAGAGGGGCGUGGAGGAAAGAGUAUGCGCAGUGUUGAGGCGAUGAAUACCAAUUGGCAGAAGGCGGGAUCGCUCAUUUCCCUGUGUCACUACGGGUUUAUGUCCAUUGAAGGGCGAAGUAACGACACGGGUGAGCCUUACACGCCGUCGUUCGAAGGCCUUUGCAAUCUUACGUGCAAGAUAUUGGGGGAGUUGUACAUUGGCGAUGGGGUUCCUCACAUAUCUUCCGUGCGGCAACUUCACAAGGUUAUCGGGCCGCUCAAGGAGUUGCUUGCAGUGCGGGUGGGGACAUCAACAAAUUCUUCUAGAAAGGGGUGUGCGUUUAUGCUUUUGGAAGCACUUGAGCGGUAUGAGAUCCGUGCCAUAAAUUUUUUUGGCAUACAGGGCUAUUCUCACGAUGCGGAUCUUAUAUGCUUGUGCACUAUGCUACAGGAUUCGUCUCUUCAAAGGGGGACUUGCCUAUCCGUAAUCGACGUCGUUCUUCCCAACAUUUGCCGGCGAAGAAGUUUGUCAAGCGAUAGCAUUGAGCCUUUAGUGCAUGUACUUCGCAUGCUUCUGUCCGAUACAAAGAACAGGUGUAGCAGGAAGUGGUAUGAAUCUAUUGUGGAAUCAGAGAGGCUUUCCACAGCAGCCUCGUGGUUAUGCGUAGCAAUGGCAGCCGUGAAAAACACUGCUGGUUCUUCUGCUUACUUUAUCACUAUGUUUUCUCUGUUGACGGUGAUCUGUCCCAUUGAGCGGAGGAGUGCUCGCGGAGGUGAAGGGGUCGAUAUUUUUGCUGUGUGCAUUCCACGUUCGUGCAGAGUGCUGUGCAUUGUAAAGAGGCUGUUCCAUAACUGUAGAAGCCUCGCCACGGGGGUAAUUUUGAACCGUGCGGGGGUGAGAAGCAGCGGUUCUGACAACUUUUACUCGGCUCUUUUUCUUCCAGCGAAAAGUGUGGCGGAGCGGUGCGCCUUGCAAAGCCGUUUCACAGACUUGUGCCGGACGUCAAUGACGCCCGCUCCCGACAGUGAUGACAAGUCAGAAGAGUGCUGUGGUGAAUGUGGCAAAGAGCAAGAGCUGAAAUAUGACACUUGUGUGAAUUGUGCACUGCGUUGCAAUAUUUUGGAUUUUUUUGUCUGGUUGGGUGCAUUUCGGUACGCAGCGAUCCAAAGAACCCGCCUUCGUAACGAAGGCGGCGUGGAAGGCGUUGUGGCAGACGUGCACGAGAUCCGGCAGCCUCAUGCUGAACUUCUAAAUAUCGUUUCAAGUCUACUGGAAGAUCUCCCACGACUGAAUGCUUCUCUACGACGGGCGGUUCUUGUGGGGUUUUACAUGGAAGCGCAGUGUGAGGCUUUGGAAAGGAGCAACACAAAACCAAACAGUAUGGACGCUAUGAAAGAAGCUGCUUGUGCGGAGCGUCAGACGUUCAUGCGCAAUAGUGUGUUUCUCCGCGUUGUUCCAUUGUUUAUAGGGGAGUUGUUUCAUAACAUUGCCAUUCGCCCCAUGGUUGGCUCUGAUAUUGGGCAGGUCACUCACGACGUGAAGACGGUGCCUUAUGCACAAAUGACGCAUGCUGAUUUCCGUAAUGCGCAUACUACCCAUAAUGUGGGGUACAAGGAGAUAACAUUUUUCCUCUCGCAGUUUUUCGAUGAGUUUGGGCAGUGCAAAGAAUUCAGGCGUAACCUCUGUGCGUUGCAUGACGUUGUUUGGGACUCUCUGACAUGCAUUACAUCACUGUGCAGUUCUACCGGUCGCUGGAUUGAAGAAUUCCGCCACAGUAAAGUUUUUUCCACCGGUAACUUGUGUGGAAAUAACGAUUCCGUGUCCCGUCCCUGUUUGAACGGUAUGAAGGAUGACAUGGUUAUCGCUCACCCGCGCAACACUCUUCUUUGGUCUCUCUUACUUUUAACCUGUUUCAUCCGUUACCGAUGCAUCCCGCGGGAAAGCGAUGGCGUGGGCGCGGAAUGGCUUACAGCAGCUGAGGCAGUUGCAUCCCGCAUUGUGUUAAUGGUGUCAGAUUACACCCCUCCAUUGCGCCGCAAGCGUCCAGCGCCGGAAACUUUUGUGGCGUUGCACCUCCGUGAGGCAAUGGAGCGCAGGUUUAACUUAUGUAACCCCGGUCUCGUGUCUGAUACGGAUAGGCGGAUAACAUGUGUGUUGGAUGAAGUGCUGCAUCGUGAGGCGGAGUGCCUAAAGAUGUGGGAACCCACGUUUCCAUGUAUUGCAGCCCGUGUUCGGCGCUGUUUGAAGUCUACUUGA
This is a messenger RNA of Trypanosoma brucei brucei TREU927, 3414 nucleotides long. RefSeq lists its product as hypothetical. Lineage: Eukaryota; Euglenozoa; Kinetoplastea; Trypanosomatida; Trypanosomatidae. Bases 1 to 3414 code for a protein of 1137 amino acids. The transcript has a single exon. The record is from RefSeq and is a predicted model, not a curated record.